This is a messenger RNA of Pseudomassariella vexata, 399 nucleotides long. RefSeq lists its product as uncharacterized. The record is from RefSeq and is a predicted model, not a curated record. The annotation marks the transcript as partial. The transcript has a single exon. NCBI's taxonomy places the organism in Eukaryota, Fungi, Ascomycota, Sordariomycetes, Amphisphaeriales, Pseudomassariaceae.
AAGGGCCAACUGUUUGCCUGCCCCUUCUGGAAGAAAGACCCACGGAACUAUUCCGACUGUUUCACAAAAGACCUGAAACUGGUCAAAGGCGUCAAGCAGCACCUGUACCGCAGACACUCGAAUCCGAUUCGAUGUCCCCUAUGCCAGCAUACAUUCGACACAGGGGAUGAGCGCGAUGAACACGUUCGAGAACAAUCGUGCUUCCGCUGUCCGAGGGUCACGGAUGACAGCAUCUCCAGCGACCAGGUGCAACGGCUGGGCAAGCGAGGACCGGCAGGAUCAACCCAAGAGGAACAGUGGUUUAUUGUCUGGCGUAUUGUCUUUCCCACGCUGGAACCGCCGGCCUCGCCGUAUCUCAACACGGACUUGUCGGAGGAAAUGAACGACUUUCGCGAGUUC